Molecule: messenger RNA, 2783 nt
Organism: Physeter macrocephalus (sperm whale)
Lineage: Eukaryota; Metazoa; Chordata; Mammalia; Artiodactyla; Physeteridae
Gene: SND1
Product: staphylococcal nuclease and tudor domain containing 1
Exons: 18
Coding region: 254-2341 (695 amino acids)
Biological process (GO): mRNA catabolic process
Cellular component (GO): nucleus; cytosol
Molecular function (GO): RNA binding; nuclease activity
Source: RefSeq, a predicted model, not a curated record
UUGGCCGGAGUGCAGUGGCGCUCUGGCACGCUUGCGCGGCGAGUAGAACGUGUAGCGGCGGCGGCGAUCGCGUCUCUUUCGCUGGCAGUCCUGCUGCUGCUCCUGUGAGCGACCGGGGCGUCCGUCCCGUGCAUCGCCCACAGCCGGUCGCCCGCCUGCUCCUCUCCGCGGCGGCCUCUCACCAACACCGACACCCACACUGACACCUCCAAGCCGGCCCACCGUCUUACUCGCUGGUUUUCCAUCGCUACACAUGGCCUCCUCCGCGCAGAGCGGCGGCUCCUCCGGGGGACCCGCGGUCCCCACCGUGCAGCGGGGCAUCGUCAAGAUGGUCCUCUCAGGGUGUGCCAUCAUUGUCCGCGGGCAGCCUCGUGGUGGGCCUCCUCCAGAGAGGCAGAUCAACCUUAGCAACAUUCGCGCUGGAAACCUUGCCCGCAGGGCAGCUGCCACACAACCUGAUGCAAAAGACACCCCGGAUGAGCCCUGGGCAUUUCCUGCUCGAGAGUUCCUUCGGAAGAAGCUGAUUGGGAAGGAAGUCUGCUUCACGAUAGAAAACAAGACUCCCCAGGGGCGAGAGUAUGGCAUGAUCUACCUUGGAAAAGAUACCAAUGGGGAAAACAUUGCAGAAUCUCUGGUUGCAGAGGGAUUGGCCACCCGGAGAGAAGGCAUGAGAGCGAACAAUGCUGAGCAGAACCGGCUUUGGGAAUGUGAGGAGCAAGCAAAAGCAGCUAAGAAAGGAAUGUGGAGUGAGGGGAACGGUUCACAUACUCUCCGGGACCUCAAGUAUACCAUUGAGAACCCAAGGCACUUUGUGGACUCACAUCACCAGAAGCCUGUUAAUGCUAUCAUCGAGCACGUGCGGGACGGCAGUGUGGUCAGGGCCCUGCUCCUGCCCGACUACUACCUGGUCACGGUCAUGCUGUCAGGGAUCAAGUGCCCAACUUUUCGACGGGAAGCAGAUGGCAGCGAAACACCAGAACCUUUUGCCGCAGAAGCCAAAUUUUUCACCGAGUCUCGACUGCUUCAGAGAGAUGUCCAGAUCAUUCUGGAGAGCUGCCACAACCAGAACAUUCUGGGUACCAUCCUUCAUCCAAAUGGCAACAUCACAGAGCUCCUCCUGAAGGAAGGUUUUGCCCGCUGUGUGGAUUGGUCGAUUGCAGUUUACACACGGGGUGCAGAAAAGCUGAGGGCGGCUGAGAGGUUUGCCAAGGAGCGCAGGCUGAGAAUAUGGAGAGACUAUGUGGCUCCCACUGCUAAUUUGGACCAAAAGGACAAGCAGUUUGUUGCCAAGGUGAUGCAGGUGCUGAAUGCUGAUGCCAUUGUUGUGAAGCUGAACUCUGGGGACUACAAGACCAUCCACUUGUCCAGCAUCCGACCACCGAGGCUGGAGGGGGAGAGUACACAGGAUAAGAACAAGAAACUGCGUCCCCUCUAUGACAUUCCCUAUAUGUUUGAAGCCCGGGAAUUUCUGCGGAAGAAGCUUAUUGGGAAAAAGGUCAACGUGACUGUGGACUACAUUAGACCAGCCAGCCCAGCCACAGAGACGGUGCCUGCCUUUUCAGAGCGUACCUGUGCCACUGUCACCAUUGGAGGAAUAAACAUUGCCGAGGCCCUUGUCAGCAAAGGUCUGGCCACGGUGAUCAGAUACCGGCAGGACGACGAUCAGCGGUCCUCUCACUAUGAUGAACUGCUCGCCGCCGAGGCCAGGGCUAUUAAGAAUGGCAAAGGAUUGCAUAGCAAGAAGGAAGUGCCUAUCCACCGUGUCGCAGACAUAUCUGGGGACACCCAAAAAGCAAAGCAGUUUCUGCCCUUCCUUCAGCGGGCAGGUCGUUCUGAAGCCGUGGUGGAGUAUGUGUUCAGUGGGUCUCGUCUCAAGCUGUAUUUGCCAAAGGAAACUUGCCUUAUCACCUUCUUGCUCGCAGUAUCCAGAGCACGUGCGCCCGCUCUCCGACCUCUGCCUGCUCCACUGAGAAAGAGGUGUGCGGGGCUUCCCGCACAGGAGCAGCAGUCGCCUCUCCCGCCUCCCCCCAGCCUCUGCCGAGCGCGCGGACGCGGCGAUUCGGAGGCAUCGGGCACCAGUACCAGACCAGAACCGGUGACUUCUCAGCCAUCUGGGUUCUCUGCACGCACAGGAAAUAAGACCAGAGGUGGAGAUAAAAGUAGAAAUAGAUCUGCUCUCCUAGCUGCUGCCCAUUCGUCUUCUGGAGCCAGCUGGGUCGGAAGAGAAGGGCCAACGGUGCCUUUGCUCCUGUGGCUUUCCCCUUUCCCAGUUCCACGUGACAGGAUCUGGGCCAGUAUCACAGUUGUUGGCACAGACGCCCUGUUUUCCUCCACUUCCUAGAAUGGAUCCUCAUUAUUGAUUCACACUACAUGAUGGUGAGUUCUGGAUUCAGACAUGCUCAUUUUGAGCUGCUUGAACAGCAAGCUGAAACAUGAAACUAGAAGAAACCUUAGGAUGAUAGCAAAACAAAUAAAAAUUAAAUUCUUUGAUUGUUUGCCACUGUACCAAACACGUGCAAAGAGCACUCCUUUUCAAGAAAGAAAGACCUAAAACCAACACAACCAAAAUUUAAAUACUACUUUGCCAUGUGAAAUUGUCUAAUCAGCCUCAUUUUCGUCUAUUGACAUCAUCAUCUUCUGUUUGUUCUGAUGCUUCAUUUUUAGUAUCUCUAUGGGCUUAUGAAAGCAGAAAGAUUGCCUGGGUUGGAACAAGCUUCUCUACCAUUUCCUAUGUGUCCGUUCUCAACCAAAAUAAAUCAGCGCAAAUACCAGUGUCUGCUCCU